Molecule: messenger RNA, 1491 nt
Organism: Chrysochloris asiatica (Cape golden mole)
Lineage: Eukaryota; Metazoa; Chordata; Mammalia; Afrosoricida; Chrysochloridae
Product: zinc finger protein 275-like
Exons: 5
Coding region: 1-1491 (496 amino acids)
Biological process (GO): regulation of DNA-templated transcription
Cellular component (GO): nucleus
Source: RefSeq, a predicted model, not a curated record
AUGAGUCAUCCCUGCGUGUCUCUUUUGGCACCACCUGCUCCCCAAGGUCUUGCCCUUCCCCAGGAUGGAGCCCCAGGAGACCAGGCCCUGGCAGCCCCUCUUGAGAUGCUGACAUCCCAGGAUCCAGUGACACUUGACGGUGUGGAACAGUACCUCACAAAAAGGGAGUGGUUAGGACUAGACCCAGAGCAGAGGACCUUGGACUAUUUUGGGAACGUGACCUCCGUGGGUGUCCCGGAGUUGAAUCCAGACCUGGUCCCUCACCAGGUUCAGGGACAAGUACUGUUGGUCUCAGACCCAUCCCUCAUCACGAGUCAAGCUAAGCAUGCCGAAAGCGGCUCAGUGACUCAGAGUGAGAUGAUGAGUGAGGAUGCCCAGCCCCACGCCACGGCGUCCACCAGCUCCCCCAGGGCCAGUAACACCAGCCCCGAGGUCAGACAGAAUGGGGAUGUUGAGGGGAAGUUAGGGAGUCCCCGGGAGCCCCCAAUCGAGCAUCAUUUCACAUGUAAAGAGUGUGGGGCAACCUUCCGCCUGAAAGCCCUCCUAGUCCAGCACCAGAGAAUCCACAGUGAGGAGACAGGUUGGGAAUGUCGUGAUUGUGGGAAGGUCUUCAAGGGUAUCUCAGGGUUCAGGGAGCACAGAAAAAGCCACGUGGUGGUGGUGGUAGAGCCUCGGCCCGGCCCGAGCCAUGCCCCAGAAGAUGCCGCGGAGAAGCAGGAGCAAAUGGAGAAAGAGGCGAAGCCGUUCCAGUGUGAAGAAUGCGGAAAGCGCUUCAAGAAGAAUGCGGGCCUCAGUCAGCACCUGCGUGUGCACAGCCGUGAGAAGCCGAUGGAGUGCGAGGAGUGUGGGCGCCCCUUGAAGGGGAACACCCACCUAUCCCGUCACCAGAAGCUGUCCGCUUCGGAGAAGCCCUUCACCUGCCAGUCAUGCCGCGAUUACCUGGAGCGCCAGGAGCUCCUCCAGCACGAGCGCGUGCACACCAGCCACCUGCCCUUCGACUGCGACGACUGCGGCAAGUCCUUCCGCGGGGUCAGUGGCCUGGCCGAGCACCAGCGCAUCCACAGCGGGGUCAAGCCUUAUGGGUGUCCGCACUGCGGCAAGCUGUUCCGCCGCAGCUCCGAGCUCACCAAACACCGACGCAUCCACACCGGCGAGAAGCCCUACGCCUGCGGCCAGUGCGGCAAGGCCUUCCGCCAGAGCUCCAGCCUGCUGGAGCACCAGCGCAUCCACACCGGUGAGCGUCCCUACGCCUGCGGCGACUGCGGCAAGGCCUUCCGCGGGCCCUCCGACCUCAUCAAGCACCGGCGCAUUCACAGUGGACUGAAGCCCUAUGAGUGUGAGCGCUGCGGCAAGGCUUUUCGCCGCAGCUCGGGCCUGAGCCGCCACCGACGCACCCACAGCGGGGCCCGGCGCUGCGAGUGCCCUGAGUGCGGCCGCGUGUUCAAGCGGCGCUCGGCCCUGCAGAAGCACCAGCCCGUCCACCGCGAGUAG